AUGACCAACAGGAUUGCCCUCCCAUCACCACCACCACCGCCACCACCACCCGAAACAGAAUUGAAGCACAUUGUUUUCGGGAUUGCCGCAUCAUCAAACUUGUGGGAACAAAGAAAAGAAUACAUCAAGGUAUGGUGGAGACCAAAAGAAACCAGAGGCGUUGUUUGGUUGGAUCAGAAAGUAACAACAACAAAAAACGAAGGAUUACCGGAGAUUAGAAUAUCCUCGGACACGUCGAAUUUCAAGUACACGAACAACCAGGGACAGAGAUCUGCGUUGAGGAUAUCCAGGGUGGUUACGGAGACACUGAAGCUUGGGAUGAAGGACGUGAGGUGGUUCGUGAUGGGUGACGAUGACACGGUUUUCAUAGUUGACAACGUUGUUAGGAUGCUUCAGAAGUAUGAUCAUCGACACUUCUAUUACGUUGGCAGCACUUCCGAGAGCCAUAUUCAGAACAUGCAUUUCUCAUAUGCCAUGGCUUAUGGCGGUGGUGGCUUUGCUAUAAGCUACCCUUUGGCGGUGGAGCUCGCUAAGAUUCAAGAUCGUUGCAUUCAACGCUACCCUGCUUUGUAUGGAAGCGAUGAUCGGAUUCAUGCUUGCAUGGCUGAGCUUGGUGUCCCUCUCACUAAGGAAUUUGGCUUCCACCAGUAUGAUGUGUAUGGAAACCUAUUAGGUCUAUUAGGGGCUCACCCAGUGGCGCCACUAAUUUCAAUUCACCACCUUGAUGUGGUGGAACCAAUAUUCCCAAGGAUGAGCAGAGCAGAAGCAAUGAGACACCUAAUGGAAUCUGUGCGUGAGGAUUCAGCCAGCAUAAUGCAACAAUCAAUCUGCUAUGACAAGACCAGAUAUUGGUCAAUCUCAGUUUCUUGGGGCUAUGUGGUUCAGAUAAUAAGGGGAAUGUUGCCACCUAGAGAGCUUGAAAUGCCUUCAAGAACCUUUCUAAAUUGGUAUAAGAGAGCUGACUACACUGCAUAUGCAUUCAACACAAGGCCUGUGUUCAAACAUCCAUGUCAAAAGCCAUUUGUUUACUAUAUGUCUAGAACUUACUUUGAUUCAUCAAGGAAACGAGUUAUUGGUGUUUAUAAUCUUGAUACCGCUGCUAAACCUCCUUACUGCCGAUGGAGAAUGCCUUCUCCAGAAAUAAUCACUUCCAUUGUAGUUACAAAAUCUCCUGAUCCUCUAAGAUGGAAAAAGUCACCAAGGAGAGAUUGUUGUAAAGUUCUACCAUCGCGUAAGCCCUCAACUCUGUACAUAUGGGUGGCAAAUUGCCGGGAAGGUGAAGUUAUUGAGAUGCAGUAG
Messenger RNA from Arachis duranensis, 1299 nucleotides. RefSeq lists its product as uncharacterized. The record is from RefSeq and is a predicted model, not a curated record. Bases 1 to 1299 code for a protein of 432 amino acids. NCBI's taxonomy places the organism in Eukaryota, Viridiplantae, Streptophyta, Magnoliopsida, Fabales, Fabaceae. The transcript has 4 exons. Gene Ontology annotation, molecular function: acetylglucosaminyltransferase activity.